CCGUCUUCCCUGUGCUCAAUAAGUGUCAACAGUCAAGGCAGGGCCAAGAUAUCUUUCACAGUACUGCUCUAGCUAUAUAAAACCUUGGGCAAUACUUUUUUUUCCCAUUUUGCAUGUGAAAAUUUUCACAAUUGCUAGUUUCUCCAACACCGCAAAAAUUGACCAACCCUUUCCGAAGCUCCCUGUCUGACGCUCCACGGAGCUUGGAACCUGCAUCUAUCGCUAUAUCUACAAUCAACAAAAAGGCGAAGCGGUAAAAAUGGCGGACCGCGGCUUUCCUGCUGUUGCAGAUCCUCCUCAAUUCCAGGAGGAAACCUCAAUGCAAAAAUUCAAACGCCGACUCAAAGAAGAGCCUCUCAUCCCACUAGGAUGCGCCGCAACAUGCUACGCCUUAUACCGCGCGUACCGCUCGAUGAAAGCCAAAGACUCAGCCGAACUCAAUCGGAUGUUUCGUGCCCGUAUCUACGCGCAAUUCUUCACAUUACUAGCCGUGGUCGCCGGAGGCAUGUACUACAAGUCGGAGCGGCAACAGCGACGCGAAUUCGAGCGGAUGGUUGAAGAGCGCAAAGCGCAGGAGAAACGGGAUGCGUGGCUACGGGAGUUGGAGGCAAGAGAGAAAGAGGAUAAGGGCUGGCGAGAGAGACAUGCUGCGGUGGCGGAGGCGGCUAAGGAUGCUUCUGCCGGUGGUAAAGAGGCUGCGAAGGGGAAGGAGGAGGAGUUGAGGUCGAAAGACGGGGUUGAUAAGAAGCCUGUGGACCAGAAUGUGAACCAGGCGGUUCAUGAGAAGGGCGAUGAGAAGAAGGGCUUGGGUAUAUUGGAUGCUGUAAAAGCGUUGGUAGGGAAGAAGGAUUCAUGAGGUGGGAAUCUUGGGAUGAGAGAUAUUACCUAGGAGCAUCGAUUGACUUGAUGCAUGUGGUCAAUUGAUUUUGACCUGGGAGGAAGAUUAGCGACUCCACUCGAACUAUGUAUAAUCUAUGUACAUAUAUGUAUUUUUUUUUAUAAUUCUUUAAGAUGUCCUGACUGCGAUAAAAGUUAGCUUCCUUAUUUCUGUUUCAAGAUAGC
Talaromyces proteolyticus is the source of this 1062-nucleotide messenger RNA. RefSeq names its product hypoxia induced protein conserved region-domain-containing protein. Gene Ontology annotation, biological process: mitochondrial respirasome assembly. Lineage: Eukaryota; Fungi; Ascomycota; Eurotiomycetes; Eurotiales; Trichocomaceae. The record is from RefSeq and is a predicted model, not a curated record. The transcript has 3 exons. Gene Ontology annotation, cellular component: mitochondrion. Bases 260 to 856 code for a protein of 198 amino acids.